GGCGUCAACAAAAACACUGGUCGGAAGAUCCACUUUUCUGAGGUACUGUAUGUGGGGCUCCGUUUAUUGAGGUGCGUUGAAAUUUAUUCUCUUUAUCUUAUUAUUUCUUUUCUAUAAUUUCCCCAUAUGAGUUCCUAUCAGUUGCUGUGAACACCUUGAGUGGAGAGCGCUUGCUCGAGCGUUGAACCGGGUUCUUAAUCCACCAUACCCAGUUCGCAAGGCUGGGCGGGGUUGUGAGCAGGCUUUCAUUUCAUCUUUUCUUAUUAUUUCUUAUUAUUUCUGCUUUUCAUCUCAUUACAAAAAUUCUGCGCUUUUUCUCCAUCUGCGCAUAAAAUCUAGACUGACAACCUGCUUGUUAAAUCAUGCACCUGCUUUCAGGCGUAAAAACCCUGUUGUAGAGGUCUCAGUCCUCAUUUGUUAGACUUACCUGUCUUUAUAAAUGUAACUUACUCCAGUUCCAAAAAAUUACGCCUCGGCGUUUUCACAGGCUUUUGAGAUUAGCUCUCUCCUGAGUCUUUUAAAUUGCUUCAAGUUCAAAUAGGAAAAAUGCCACCCAUGGGCUCCGAAAGGGGGAGGAGGAUGAAGCCCUAGACACUACGCACGCACCACACGAACACUCUGUGUCCCUGGACGAUUCUGCUGCGCCAUAUGACGAUCCGUUGGGUUUGACCUCAAGCCAGCGGAAGCACUCCAGUACACGGCAUGACACAGGUGAACAUCAUACAUGUCCGAAAUGUCACACCACCAUCAAACAAGAACAUAACCUUGCACGACAUAUGCGGACUAACAAAUGCAAAACAUUGGCUGCAUCGCAGGCUGGAGCUGUGUCAGCAGUCUCUGCAUCACCACCACACGAGACUCCAAUGACUUUAGAGGCAAGUACACCAACCAUUACACCAUCAGACCGGGAAACAACAUGUCCACACUGUUUGAGAAAACUCAAAUGGAAACAAAACUUGCCACGACAUCUACAGACCUGCCCGGUCUACAAAUCACUUUCAACCACCUCAGCCAAAGCAGACGGCAGUAGCGGGGAUGGUCGGACGACUUCCAUGAUUGAUUCAAUGCACUUCAGCCCAUCUGUAGGUCAGACAAUGACUCCUGGAGAUGAAUUGCGAACAAUCCCGCACGAAUCCACUCCCUGUCAUAAUGAGUCUUUACUUCAUGUCCUGAAUCAACGGGACAUGGACAAGGUAGAAGUCCGGCAGUCCCUACUGCUACCGUCAGCCAAAAACACCAAGGCAUGGCACACAAUAAACGCUCAGUUGAAGAUCCAUCUCACUCAACAUUUCCCAACCUCAUACCUCAAAAACACUAACAUCGAAGAGACUCUGGACAAACUAGAGAACUUCAUUCACUGGUUUUUCGACCAGAAACCACCACCACCUCCACCAAAACACAAGAAUGCAAAUAAAAACCGUGCAGUGGAAAAACUCCGGGCUCACAGGCGUGAUUUAAAGCGCCAAUUUCGUAAGAUCAAAAACCCGGACGAAGUACCUGCAGCGCUCAGAAAUGAGUAUUUUUCAAUUGGAAAACAAAUCAAGCGUCUUUUGAAACAACAAAAGAUGUACGACGAUCGAUCCCGGAACAAGAGGGACCAGGAUGCCUUUCUCAAGGACCCAUAUGCCUUCGGAAAGAAAUUGUUUCAACCAACCAACCAUGUCAAACCCACUUUCUCUGACACUACCUGCUUUGAGUACUUCCAACACACAUAUGCAGACCAGGAUCGUGCCACUUCGUACGAAUCCUGCCCCAGUGCAGGGAAGCCCCGGGAUUGCACCCACCCAGUCGAUGAGGGGACCCCUACAUGGACUGAAUUUCAGAAUGUUUUGAAGAAGUGUCGCAACACCUCUGCACCGGGUCCUGACAAGAUACCUUACAUAGUUUGGAAGCUUUGUCCCUCCCUUCAAUCCAUUCUUUUCACCAUCUUUGGGCGGGUUUGGGAGAGCAAGAUCAUUCCAAGGCAGUGGCAGGUAGCGUGUAUCACACUCCUGGCCAAGGGGGAGGUGUCUGAUGAUCCUUCGAAAUUCCGACCGAUUGCUCUAGCGAACACGUCCGGGAAGAUCUUUUUCACCUUAGUUGCAAAGCGCCUCUUGAAACAUAUGCUAGGCAAUAAGUUCUUCGAUGGUGACAACCAGAAAGGAUUUAUGCCUGCAAAGGCUGGGUGCUUAGAGCAUACAUCACUUUGUUAUGAGGCGAUGCGUGAUGCAAAGACGGCAAAACGCCAAAUUUGCAUUGCGUGGAUAGAUUUGAAGAAUGCAUUUGGUUCAGUGCGCCACAAUCUGAUACAGUAUGCUCUAACCCACUACAGCCUUCCUUUGCAAUUCAGGAAAUUAAUUUUUUCCUACUACGACAGUCUUUGCGCUUUCGUCGUACAACCACACACACCCACCUUUAAUUACAACAUUGGUGUUUUCCAGGGGUGCCCCUUGUCCCCGGUCCUUUUCAAUAUUUGUUUCCAGCUUCUGCUGGACUCACUUGCAGCCCCUGAAUUAAGUUGCCUCUCCUAUGAUUUUAAAUCUGCCCCUUUGCAAGUGUCCCAAACAGCUUUUGCUGAUGACUUAGGCCUCUAUAGCAAAUCUAGUGCAGGUUGUCAAAAACUCAUUGCGGUCACGGAGGACUUUCUCUCGUGGACCCAAUGUAUGCAGGCGGCGCCGCACAAAUGCAAAAGCAGUGCAGCAAAGCUUGUAGAUGGCCGGUACAAACCUUACGAUCCCUGCCUGACAAUGUCAGGGAGGAAGAUCGCUUUCAUUGACAUCACACAAGGUUUUGUACGUGAACUGCACUUUAUGUGUUUACCAUUUCUGAAGAAAUGGUCAGGCCUACCUCGAUGCGCAAACUCUGCCAUUCUUUUUAUUGGCAGUCGCAAACGCUUUGGCUUACGCCUCCACUACCUUCCUACGGUGUGGAAAAAGUGCCAGUCCAUCAAAUGGCACAUUCUUCGAUCGAGUGGGGACGCGCGCAUGAGGGCGCUGUACACUCUGCGUCGGAGUAAGGAUGCGAAGCUGACAAAGCGAUAUGCGGCGACAAUAGAGCUGGAGUGUGCAGAGGCAUCAGUAGGUUCAGGGACUCUCCGUCCACCGUCAUCUUCAAGUCAUCGUGCAGGGUUGGGUGCUCCUGCUCCGAAGCAGCAUUCCAAACCCCCGAGGAAGGAUCUCCUUCAAACAUUUGAGGAGAUCAACGCGCAGGAGCAGAUUUUGAGGCUGAAGACUCUUCAGGUGCAAGGCAAGUGGUUGGAGUGGACAUCGGUGAUGUGGCAGGACCUCUCGUGGAAAUCCCUUUUGUACGGUGGUACUGGUAAGGAUUUGAAAUUUCUUCUCGCAUCAACCCUCGACGUGCUACCUUCUCCGACGAACCUACGCCGUUGGGGAAACACCGUAGUGGAUCCGUACUGUAGUUUGUGCCGUACCUGGGCCUGUACUACGCGCCACGUGCUUGGCGCUUGUCGCGUAGCGCUGGACCAGGGACGUUACACCUGGAGGCACGACAACGUACUCGGGGUCAUCGUCAGGAACAUGCGUGAGGAGAUUCGAAUCCGCACUGCUGCAAACACCGUACAAACCGAAAAUUCAAAUGAGCUUGACUUCAUCUCGUUUUGCAAGGCGGGAGAGAAGCCAGUUCGCGUUCAGCCCAGACGAAAGUUGGUUACGACUGAUCUCCUGUCAGCGGCCUCAGACUGGAAACUUCUUGUCGACUCAGUUAGUGCAAAGAUUUCUUUCCCUAGCUGUGUUGCACUUACCACCCUAAGACCAGAUAUGGUUCUGUACUCUACGAGUCGUAGGAUUGUAUUCUGGAUGGAGUUGACAGUUUGUGCUGAGGACAGAUUCAGUGUCAGUAACUCGCGGAAGGACAGGCGGUAUGCGGAUCUGGCCGAUCAAUGCCGAGCAAACGGGUGGCAGGUCGUUUCUUUUUCGGUUGAGGUAGGUGUGCGUGGUUUCAUCCCGGACUCUCUUCGGAGGGCUCUGAAAGCGCUUGGAUUUUCUAAUCGAAGAAUAAAAUUUAUUUGUAAUUUGUGCAGUAAGACGUCUCUGCGAAGCAGCUACAUCAUCUGGUUGCGGCGUCAACAAAAACACUGGUCGGAAGAUCCACUUUUCUGAGGUACUGUAUGUGGGGCUCCGUUUAUUGAGGUGCGUUGAAAUUUAUUCUCUUUAUCUUAUUAUUUCUUUUCUAUAAUUUCCCCAUAUGAGUUCCUAUCAGUUGCUGUGAACACCUUGAGUGGAGAGCGCUUGCUCGAGCGUUGAACCGGGUUCUUAAUCCACCAUACCCAGUUCGCAAGGCUGGGCGGGGUUGUGAGCAGGCUUUCAUUUCAUCUUUUCUUAUUAUUUCUUAUUAUUUCUGCUUUUCAUCUCAUUACAAAAAUUCUGCGCUUUUUCUCCAUCUGCGCAUAAAAUCUAGACUGACAACCUGCUUGUUAAAUCAUGCACCUGCUUUCAGGCGUAAAAACCCUGUUGUAGAGGUCUCAGUCCUCAUUUGUUAGACUUACCUGUCUUUAUAAAUGUAACUUACUCUCUCUCUCUCUCUCUCUCUCUCUCUCUCUCUCUCUCUCUCUCUCUCUCUCUCUCUCUCUCUCUCUCUCUCUCUCUCUCUCUCUCUCUCUCUCUCUCUCUCUCUCUCUCUCUCUCUCUCUCUCUCUCUCUCUCUCUCUCUCUCUCUCUCUCUCUCUCUCUCUCUCUCUCUCUCUCUCUCUCUCUCUCUCUCUCUCUCUCUCUCUCUCUCUCUCUCUCGCUCUCUCUCGC
Sycon ciliatum is the source of this 4736-nucleotide messenger RNA. RefSeq lists its product as uncharacterized. The transcript is spliced from 2 exons. The record is from RefSeq and is a predicted model, not a curated record. The coding region runs from base 777 to 4097 and encodes 1106 amino acids. NCBI's taxonomy places the organism in Eukaryota, Metazoa, Porifera, Calcarea, Leucosolenida, Sycettidae.